AAAGAACUCGUCCUUGCCAUGGAUAAACCGUCUCAUAUAUCUGUUAUCCUCGACUUGUCGCCGAGUCAAUGGCAUCUCUCCUCGCUUCCCGAAAAUCCGCAUCCCUUGUCAUUGAGGUCGUUUCUUUCCCAACUACUUGCAUUCCUAAAUUUACACAUCGCCUCAAAACAUGAGAAUACGCUUGCUGUGUUCGGCGCAUUCCCCAGCAAGAGCGUGAUGCUAUACUCAUCCACCGAUCCAGAAGCAGACAACACAGAAAAUGUUAAUCCAAAUAUGUACCACCCCUUCCAGGUGGUCGAUUCCAGAGUAGUGACACGCAUAGAGGAAGAACUAGAAUCACUUGAUCAAAGUGAAGAAGAAGCGCCUAUCGGACUUGUUGGUGCUCUCACGAAGGCUCUAUGUUAUAUAAACCGCAUCAUCCAUCCGUCGGCCUCCCAAUCCAGCGGGACAACAUCCGAGGAUCCAACAACGCUUCCAGAUCCACGGAUCCUCGUCCUCUCAGUAUCUCCAGACUUAUCAACUUCAUAUAUCCCCAUCAUGAACUCUAUCUUCUCAGCACAGAAGCUGAAAGUCGUGAUUGACGUUUGUAAGGUUUAUGGCCCAGAUACUGUAUUUCUAGAACAAGCAGCGCACCUGACUGGUGGGUCCUACAUCUACUUGGACCGUCGAGACGCUCUCUUGCAGCACCUCAUUAUGUCUCAUAUGCCCUCGCCGGCUCUGCGAAAGUUGAUGACAGUUCCUACGCAAGACAAGAUAGACUUCCGGGCGGCUUGCUUCUGCCACAAGAACAUCGUCGACAUCGGCUUUGUCUGUUCUGUAUGCCUAUCGAUAUUCUGCGCCCCCGUCCCUGUCUGUUCUACAUGCAGAACGAAAUUCCCGAUCAAAACUCUGCAACGCCUCAACGCAUCACGGCCACCUGGCCUCAAACCAGCAAACGGUGCGCUGAAAACAGCGCCGUCUACACCUCAUACAAGAGGACCCAGCACUCCACGUUGAUAACGAGUCUCUCAUCUCUGCGGGUUCGCAUGGUGAGGCAGCACCGGUGGACGGACAUGUACUGCUGUCGCCCGUGUUUCCAACCUGUUCUGUUGGUGGGGGGGUCACCGGGUCAGCAGACCAUGAUAUACUUUCAUCGCUUUUCCCCUUGUACUCAGUAUGUAUAUCACUAGCUUUUGUCGCGUCUUAUCAAUUUGACAGAGGAAUGACGC
Molecule: messenger RNA, 1208 nt
Organism: Gloeophyllum trabeum ATCC 11539
Lineage: Eukaryota; Fungi; Basidiomycota; Agaricomycetes; Gloeophyllales; Gloeophyllaceae
Product: transcription factor Tfb4
Exons: 8
Coding region: 19-996 (325 amino acids)
Biological process (GO): regulation of DNA-templated transcription; nucleotide-excision repair
Cellular component (GO): transcription factor TFIIH core complex; transcription factor TFIIH holo complex
Source: RefSeq, a predicted model, not a curated record